This is a messenger RNA of Sparassis crispa, 729 nucleotides long. RefSeq lists its product as hypothetical. Lineage: Eukaryota; Fungi; Basidiomycota; Agaricomycetes; Polyporales; Sparassidaceae. The transcript is spliced from 3 exons. The coding region runs from base 1 to 729 and encodes 242 amino acids. The record is from RefSeq and is a predicted model, not a curated record.
AUGAGUCACACAGUUACUACUGCCUCGUCUUAUUCUACGCUUAUUAACCACGUCCAGCAUCCGAUGCCUGACCCUGGCGCGCCUGCCCCCUCCGACAAUGACUCUCCCACUUCCGACGCAAGUGUUUCCUGUGCAGAUUCGACGGUAUGGAGCCAGAAUCUGUCUGCGUCGUUCGGUGCUAUCGUAGACCAGAUUAACGCGGCGUUCCAGACGCUUGAGGCCAACCAUAGCCAUGGGGAUACGGCGAAUGCGCUCGCAGGGAUCGCGGCGCGCCUGCGCAUGAUUGAGGAAAACCAAGAGCGGCUUGCGGAGGAGCUGCAAGCAGUCAAGGCACAGCUUGGCAGGCACCAUACGAAUGGAAAGGAGCGUGAGGAGAUGGUGAUCGAAACGCUUGGAGAGGAGGCUGAGCCUGUCGACCUCGCAAAGGCUGUGCAGGAGUUGACUAAGAAAGUGGAUGGUCUUGCAAAUACUGUCAAGCUCGACCAACAGCGCUUGCAUGCCCGCCUGAUGAAUUCGAACAUCACGACGAAGAAGGAGACACUCAAACCUGUCAUUGGCAACAAUGGAAAGCCGCCGCAAAACUACCCUGCUACCAAAGGCGAAUUUGAGCACAUAACUAAGGAACGAUACGAAGAAUUCAUGAAGGCGUACGGACUGCCUAUCAAAGGAGAUACCAACACCAAGCGAGAGGUCUUGCGCGAGUUCUUAGGGUUAACUCCCUUGCAGUAA